AUGGGUACGCCUACAACACUGGAUACCAACAGGCCGCCCCACCCAACAACUUGUCUCACCUCGCACUUCCCAUCUCCAUCUUCUCUCUCCACCCUCAAACAACUCCACUCUCACCUCAUAACCACUGGCCACCAACAAGACCCCUUCUUCUGCACCGCUCUCAUCUCCUCCUACUCCUCUCACAACUCCAUUGAAACAGCUCAAUUUCUCUUCAAAACCCUAUACCAAAAGACUAUCUUUUCAUGGAAUUCUCUCAUCAGAGGGUUCACGAGGAACGGGUUUUAUUGGGAAGCUCUCUCUCUCUUCAGAAAUCUCCUAUUUACCCCAACAAGACCAGAUAUUUUCACUUUUCCACUGGUUCUCAAGGCCUCUUCUGGCCUUCUAUGCUCAUACCAUGGUUCAGGCAUCCAUGGCCUCGUAAUAAAACUUGGGUUUUGUGGGUUAACCAAUGUGGGUAACUCUCUCAUGGCCAUGUACUCAAAUUGUGGAAGAAUUCAACAUGCAGUCCAAGUUUUUGAUGAAAUGACUGUUGAAGACUCUGUUUCUUAUAAUGUGAUCAUCAGGGGAUUCGGGUUGAAUGGUUUUGAAGAAGAAGCUUUAAUGGUGUUUAAUAGAAUGGUAGGUUUGGGGUUUUCACCAUGUUCUUUUGCUGUUAAGAGUGCCCUUCAGUCUUCUGCAGAGUUACGGUACUUCAGAGAAGGAAUGUCAAUACAUGGUUAUGUUUUGAGAAAUGGUUUGGUUCCUGAAACCUCAGUGUGUAAUUCAUUGAUUUCAAUGUAUGCAAAGUGGGGGAGAAUUGAUAUAGCAGAGAAAGUGUUUGAUAACAUGGGUGAGAGAGAUUUAGUUUCUUGGAAUGCCAUGAUUUCUGGUUUUUGCCAAAAUGGGUUUGGAACGGAAGCUCUGGGUGUUUUUGUCAGUAUGAAGAGAGAGAAAACUUGGGUUUUCAAUGAAGUGACCCUGUUGGGUCUGGUUCAAGCAUGUGGAUUAUCAAGGAACUUGGAUUCAGGUGCAAGCCUCCAUGCCCACCUCACUGGCUUGGGUUUCUUAUCAAAUGUUUGGAUCAAAACUUCGAUAAUGGACAUGUAUGCCAAGUGCUCUAGAGUGGACUAUGCAACUAAGGUUUUUGAGGAAUUGCAUGAUAAAAGUUUGGUUUCGUGGAAUUCACUGAUUGCUGGUUAUUGUCAAAAUGGGUAUGAAAUCGAAGCUUUGGAGCUCUUCCAUCUCAUGCUUCAAGACACAUACCUGAGACCUGAUUGUAUAACCAUGGCCAAUGUACUUCCUGCUUAUAUAGGACUUGGAGAUUUGCAGCUAGGCCAAUGCAUCCACGGCUUCAUUAUCAAGCAAGGAUUUGAUUUAAAUUCAGAUUUUGUAUUGGCUACUGUUAUUAUCGAUAUGUAUGCAAAAUGCUUGGACAUUGAGUCUGGUUUCGAGUUGUUCAUGAUUCUUGAUAACCCAACUUUAGCAUCUUGGAAUGCCAUGAUUUUUGGGUUUGUUCUAAAUUGUCAAGCUUCUGAUGGCCUGCGACUUUUCAAUCAGAUGCUACAAAGUGGGCAUAUGCCUGAUUCAGUUACUGUAACUGCCAUCCUACAAGCUUGUUCUGUUUUGGGGUCUUCAAGACUUGGUUUGUCAAUCCACAGCUUCAUUCUUCGGAGGAAUUCAAUGGCCUUAAGCCUAUGUGUUAGCAAUGCCUUGCUGGACAUGUAUGUGAAAUGGGGGAGGUUGGAAAUUGCAAAAGUUUUAUUCAAUAACAUGCAUGAGAAAAACUGUGUUUCUUAUAACACAAUCAUUUUUGGAAAUGCAAAAGUCGGUUUGCCCAUAGAAACUUUUGAGCUUUUUAACGAAAUGAGAUAUGAAAAUCAGCAUGAACAAGCCUCCAUUGCCAUUAUUGGAGUCCUGCAAGCCUGUGCAAGAUCUGGGGACCUAAGACUGGGUGAAUCAAUCCAUACCCAAGUGCUUAAAUGUGGGUUUCAGUGCGAUAACUUCGUCACUAACUCUCUCAUGGACAUGUAUGCAAAAUGUGGGUCAUUCAAUUCAGCCCACCAUCUCUUUAAUCAGUUUGGUCCAGUGAGAGAAACAAGCUCCUGGAAUGUGAUGAUAGCCGCCUGUGGAAUUCAUGGAUAUGGUAAAGAAGCAUGUCAUCUUAUGGAGAAUGCGGAAAAUGAUGGCUAUGUCCCUGAUUCUAUCACCUUCGUGAACCUAUUAUCAGCUUGUAGCCACUCAGGUUUGAUCAAAGAAGGGUGUAAAUAUUUCAGAAUUAUGAUAGAAAAGUAUGGAAUUCAUCCUAGUUCAGAGCAUCUUGGCUGCAUGGUUGACAUGUUUUCUCGAGCAGGUAAGGUCGAGGAAGCUUAUGAGAUGAUGAUGGAGAUCGGAGAGAGGCUGAAGUUGGAGAGUGCUUGGGGUGCUCUGCUUGGUGGUUGUAGGAUGAAUGGGAAAGUUGAGGUGGGAGAGAUUGCAAGUGAAAAACUUUCGAGGCUGGCACCGCAGCAUUGUGGCUAUUAUGCGCUUUUGUCGAACACUUAUGCCAUGGCUGGUAGAUGGGACGAAGUAGCUAAGGUUAGGGGAGUUAUAGGGGAAAUGGGCCUGGUAAAGAAACCAGGCUUCAGCACAGUCAAGAUCUGAGGAUGAUGGGCUAUUUAUUUCAUAAAACAAAAAAUCAUGGGCUUUUUGGUCAUUUAUUGCACAGUGAGGGGCUUCUUUUAGAAAGGGGUUAUUUUUAAUUUUUUGGAAAUUCAUAAAAAAUUUCCACGAGCUAUUUAAUCUUACCCAGUUUUUUUAUAUAAUUUAAUAAAGCUCAG
Messenger RNA from Amborella trichopoda, 2795 nucleotides. The record is from RefSeq and is a predicted model, not a curated record. NCBI's taxonomy places the organism in Eukaryota, Viridiplantae, Streptophyta, Magnoliopsida, Amborellales, Amborellaceae.